AUGUCGGCUAGGACCAGCACCUCUGAAAAAAUACAGUCAGUCCUCAAGUACUCAGAUGACAUGCUUUCCUCCUUACCCCCAGGUAUAUACAAAGAAGCAACAGAGAUGGUGCAAGAAGAAGAGAAAAUAGUUGGGAGAUGCUGCGCGGAGACCCUCUGCACCCCUGUGAACAUUGCGCUGCGAGUGGCGUGGAGCGUGCGGGCUGCGCUGUGCAGCCUGCGCGCCAUCUCCGCGCCCAGCGCGCUCUGCCCUCCGCGGCCCUGGGGACUGCGGGAGGGCGCCGUCCGGGCGCUGCGCACUGGCCCCGUUCUGCUGUCGGGUCGUAAAUUCACAGACAAACAUGAAUGGGUAACAACAGAAAACGGCGUUGGAACAGUGGGAAUCAGCAAUUUUGCACAGGAAGCUUUGGGAGAUGUUGUUUACUGUAGUCUGCCUGAAGUUCGGACAAAAUUGAACAACGAGGAAUUUGGUGCUUUGGAAAGUGUGAAAGCUGCUAGUGAACUCUAUUCUCCUCUAUCAGGAAAAGUAACUGAAAUUAAUGAAGCUCUAGCAGAAAAUCCAGGACUUGUCAACAAAUCUUGUUAUGAAGAUGGUUGGCUGAUCAAGAUGACGCUCAGUAACCCUUCAGAACUAGAUGAACUAAUGAGUGAUGAAGCAUAUGAGAAAUACAUAAAAUCUAUUGAGGAGUGAAAAUGGAACCCCUAAAUAAACUAGUUUGAAACAACUUAAUCUAGCAUAGUUGUCUUAAAUUAGUGGUGGACAGAUUUUUAAAAAGCAACUUUUAGCAAAAGAAACUACUUGCAACAAUGUUGCCUGAAGAAAAUACCCCUUAACUUCC
Messenger RNA from Kogia breviceps (pygmy sperm whale), 838 nucleotides. Its product is annotated as glycine cleavage system H protein, mitochondrial-like. The record is from RefSeq and is a predicted model, not a curated record. Gene Ontology annotation, cellular component: glycine cleavage complex; cytoplasm; mitochondrion. Gene Ontology annotation, biological process: glycine decarboxylation via glycine cleavage system; protein lipoylation. Lineage: Eukaryota; Metazoa; Chordata; Mammalia; Artiodactyla; Physeteridae.